AUGAGGGCAACCGGUCGACUUGCGAGGGUGAAGGCGGUGGCGGGGCCCUCCGCAUUUUUUCCCGGCCUACGCCGCGUGGUGGCAGUUUUUCGAAGUUCGCGGGCCCCUGAGUGGGGUUUCGCAGCGGGGGGAUCACCCCCUUCCCUGACGAGCGCCCGUCGUCAUCAGACGACGGAUGGGGGUGGGGCGACGAAAAAGGAUCUCUAUGCCGUCCUCGGUGUCCAGCGAAACGCCACACAGGAGCAGAUCAAAACGGCCUACAAACAAAAAGCGAAGAUCCUCCACCCCGAUGUCAACCCCAACCCGCGCGCUGCCGAGGACUUCGCGACGGCCAAGCAGGCCUACGAGACCCUCUCCGACCCGCAGAAGCGGAGUAUGUAUGACAUGACUGGGAACGCGAGCGCCGCGGGGAACUUCGGCGGGGGGGCGGGGUUUAACCCUUUUGGCGGAACGAGCAACCCCUUCGGUGGGGCGGGCAACCCUUUCGCGAACGCCACCAACGGCUCUGGUGGGUUCUCCUUCACCGACUUCGAGGAAAUCUUCCAGAAGAUGAGCGGCAGCGGCAAGGACAAGACCCGCAAGCCCCAGGGCCCGGAGCCCGGGGCGGACAUCCACUACAAGAUGAAGCUGACCUUCCUCGAGGCCGUCCACGGCUGCACGAAGGAGAUCUCCUACAACACAAUGCGGCGCUGCGGGAUGUGUGCGGGGAGCGGGUGCCAGGAGACGACCGCGCGGAGCAAGUGCGCACACUGCGGAGGACGGGGGAAGAAGGUCAUGUCGACCGGCUUCUUUCACAUGCAACAGGACUGCACGCACUGCGGGGGAACGGGGGAGAUGGGACGCACGACCUGCGCCCAGUGCAGCGGAAAGGGCAUCGUCAAGGACCGCAGUCUGCAGACGCUGCGGGUACCGAAGGGCAUCGACCAUAAGGAGCGGCUCCGCGUGAGCGGGAGGGGUGAGGUCGGGGUGCGCAACGGGCCGCCGGGGAACCUCUACGUCGAGGUCACCGUCGAGGAGGACGCGGUCUUCCACCGCGAGGGCACCGACAUCCAUAUCGUCGCCCCGAUUUCACUUUCGAUCGCGGUCCUCGGCGGCACCGUCCGAGUCCCAACCCUCACCGGCGAGGUCGAGACAAAAGUGCCACCGGGAACGCAGCAGGGCGAUCGGCUGGUAGUGCGCGGCCGCGGCGUGCAUCGGCCGAACCAAAACCGCACCGGCGACUUCUUCAUCCACUUUGCCGUCCUCCUCCCUAAGAUGCUGACGGACGCGCAGAAGGAAGCGAUCGCCAAAUUCGCCAAAGAUGAGCCUCCUAUCGAACUGUCAAACACGGAGCUGCAGGAGCUGAAGAACCGAUACCGCUCGUGGUUUGCUGAGUAA
Molecule: messenger RNA, 1377 nt
Organism: Phytomonas sp. Hart1
Lineage: Eukaryota; Euglenozoa; Kinetoplastea; Trypanosomatida; Trypanosomatidae
Source: the annotation of a GenBank genome assembly